Cladocopium goreaui is the source of this 2565-nucleotide messenger RNA. NCBI's taxonomy places the organism in Eukaryota, Dinophyceae, Suessiales, Symbiodiniaceae. The record is from the annotation of a GenBank genome assembly.
AUGGCGUUGUCGCUGGUGAAGGUGCUGUAUUCCGGAGGAAUCCUCGAGCGAAGAAAUGUCAAGGAAGCGAUGCAUGCAGCCAUCGAGACGGUUUGGCCGUCCAACAAAGUCAUCUCAUCCACGAGUUCGGAAGCCUCGCCCUGCUUCGUCCGCACUGGCCACGUGUGCAGCCACGGCGAAGGGAUCGGCGGCCUCUUCCGACGCAUGGAGUGGGUCAUCGCCAUCGCCACGCGGUAUCACUGCGCCUAUGUGUGCCAUGAGGCGGACUGGCCCACAGGAGGCCACGGCACUGGCAAUGUGGGGCACCUCUUUGGCUGUUCGUCCAAUGUGACCGGAGACCCCAGCAGAGUGGUGGCCGCCACGGCUAUCAAGGGGCUGACCACGGCCCGAGUUCAGUUGAAGUACGACGGCUCGCCACACUAUGUGCUCCGCUACAAGUACGGCCAACCGCUGUUGCGCAGCAGUGCCUGGUACGUGGAUCCGCCGCAAGCUCAGGUUUGGGAGCUGAACCCCCCGUGCCGUGAAAUCUUCACCGUGACGCACGAAACGACCUGGCGCUGGAUCCAGCAGCAGUUCCAUUUUGUGCGCACGGCCAUGGGACGAUCUGCAACUGCGUGGGGCGACGACGACGACGACGACGCCGACGACGCCGACAGCCGCGCGCGGCGGCCCGGCCGGCGGCGCCGUCUGCGCAUAGCUUUGCAGCUGCGGCGGGGCGACCGCCCGGCAGCCUGUCCUCUCUAUUUGUAUCUCAACGCUUUGCGGGACCUAUCCAUUGCUUUGCCCUGGAUCUCUGUCGAAACGACGAAGAUUUUGCUCAUCGGCCAGGUGAAUGUGACAUCGGAGGAAUUCACCUGCUUGAAGCGCCUUGAGGCUGAAAUUUUGGUGGUGAAGAAUCCCAAGGCAGAUGUAGCACCGGUAGCUUUGCAGUCCGACUUGGAUCACAUCAGCAGCUCCGACGUGUUGAUCCUGGGAGGGGGUGGCAGUUUCACCUGGCUGGCUGCCACGCUGCAGUGGCGAGGAAUCAUUCUGCACUCACAGACGAAAGACUCAGCAUUGGAUGGGCUUCCGCAUGCCUAUGCGUUGGAUGACACGGGCCGGUUUCCCUGCAACAGCAGCUACAACUUCUCGGACUACUUUGCCGCACGUCCGCUCGACCGCUCGAGUGGCGGCUCUAAGUUUCGGGAGCAGGUGGAACUGGCCAUGCAGGACUACAUGCGCUGGUAUGAAGAGGCCAAGCCCUGCGAAGGGCCUCGCGGCCGGGAUGGCUUUGGCAUUGGCAGAAGAUGCAAACCACCCGUCUUCAGCCCAGCUUGUGAGACGACGACUGCAAGUCCUAGCCCAUCAACGGUACCAACGGUACCAAGUCCCGCAGCAGCCGUGCCAAAUCGAGCAACGGUACCCCCAUCACGGUGGGUCAAUGUGACGGCAGCCCUCUACCCAUUGGACUCCAGGUAUGUGGCCUCCAGCAAAGCAUGUCCCGCAGCUUGUUUGGGGAAGCCCGGGAAGGAUUGCGAGAAGAGAUACUGUUGCAAAGCCAAAGGGAGCGCUGACACCUUUGAGACUCUUAGCUAUGAGCAUGUUGCUUUCUUGAGAAUCAGAUGCCAGGGGAACAUCAAUCAUGACUUUCAUCAGAGUUUUUGGCCUUUCUUCUGGUGGACAGCUGUCUACAACAACUCGGAUUUUGCGAUCCUGGUAGACAGGAUGGCCAAGCAUCCCAAUACGAGCUGCCCUGCUGCCUAUUGGUUGGAUGACUUGUUUUGGGCACUUUCCAAAGCAAACGGUUGGAAAGUUCACAACUUUUCAAGCACAAAAGAGUAUUGCAUCACUGGCGAGCUACACAUCCUUGAAGGUCUGCGGAACUGCUGCGACUACCGGUUGAAGCCUUCAGCGCUGCUGCGCUUUGCCGCGCCGCACUUCACCUUCGCCGUGCUGGGGCAGUUGGACCAGGAGUACCACCGCAAGGCGCUGAUCUACAGCCGUGGCCUCUCGUCGUCCUGGCGCCGGAUCCGGCGUCCCGAAGACUUGCGGCCGCUCCUCCGGAAGGACCUGGAUGUUGAAAUCUUGGCGGAUCUACCAUCGACCCUGGUGGCGCAAGCCCGUCUCUUCGCGUCCAAUGGCCUGGUCUUGGCGCCCAAUGGCGGUUGGGCUCCCAACGUGAUCUUCAUGCCGUUGGACAGUUGCUUGAUCGAGCUGCAUCUCUAUCAGUUGGACAGCUGGGUACAACGCUAUCUCCUCUACUCAACUAUUGGCGAAGUUCUCUUAAUUGUUGGGGACUACCGGGAUCCCGAGAAGAAGAAGAUUGUGCGGCCAAAGCGGAUUGGAGGAGAUGACGACUUUUUGGUACGGGGUGCAAAGAACAACCUCUACGAGGACAUUUACAACGAGAUGGCGCUGCACCAGAAGGAGGAAUGGAUCACCCGUGAGUUGGCGAAACACACGGAGAGAAAGGAUCUACCAUCGGUGGACGAGUUUCUGGAAGGAAGGGCCACGGCGGAGGGUACCCGUUUUUUCGAACUGGAGGAUGAUGAGGCAGAUGCUUCGCUUUCGGAAAGCCAAGCGAAG